GAAGUACGUUUGUCGCAUUUGUGCGGCGUGUGGCAGCGAGAGGUGCUAUCGGUAGCUACGGUAAGGUGGGAGAGUUUGGGGUCUUGACUUGGCGCCGGGAGACGCGGCAGUCGCGGGUGCGAGACCGGGAUGGCGGGGUUACAAGCGAUGGCACAGGCUGGCUCCGGAGUGCGGGUGGCGGUGGUCGGGGCGGGCGUGGUGGGCCUUACUACCGCCACGCUGAUUCAGGAGGCGCUGCCGGGAGCCUCCGUCACCGUCAUCGCGGACAAGUUCGGCCAGGAGACAACGAGUGACGGCGCGGCAGGCAUAUUCCGCCCCGGCCUGCAGUUCCGAGGGGACGACGAGAAGCUGACGCGGAAGUGGUUGGCAGAUUCCUACGCUUACUACAAGAAACUCCUCGAGGUGAAGGGUACAGCAGAGACAGGCGUGAAGAAGCUAUCCGGGUAUCACUUCUCCAACGACUACCCCAAUAUUGUGUGGAAUGCCCUGCUGAAGCCCCUGCUGGAAGAGUACCGGCCAUGCACUGAGGAGGAAUUGAGGGCGCACGGCUUUAAGUACGGGACCUUCUCAACAACACUGCUGACUGAGUGCCGCUCCUACCUGCCCUACCUGACCCGCAUGUUCACGGAGCGCGGCGGCAAGCUACUGAGGCACCACCUGGACAGUCUGGAGGAGCUGGUGGGCCACUUCGACAUCGUGUGCAACUGUUCGGGCUUUGGCGCCAAGGAACUCUGCUUGGACAUUACCGUGACCCCCAUCAGAGGCCAGAUCUUCAAGGUGAAAGCUCCCUGGAUCAAGAACUUCUAUUACGUGGAUUAUGACAUGUACAUUCUCCCGGGCCUGGAAGCCGUCACCCUGGGAGGCACGAGGAACUUCGACAGUUACAAUGCCAAGGUGGACAAACACGACUCGACGGCAAUAUGGGAGCGCUGUGUCCAAGCAGUCCCCUCUAUCAAGGACGCUGAGGUCCUGCGGGAGUGGGUUGGGUGGCGACCCUACCGCCCCUUCGUCAGGGUGGAGAAGGAAAACAUGAGCUUCCCUAGUGGCAAGACCCUCAAGGUGGUGCACAACUACGGCCACGGCGGGUACGGGGUGAUGACGGCCCCGGGCACAUCCAUGCACGCCGUCAAGCUGAUGCUGGAGAUGCUACCAAGACAGUCCAAGCUAUAACACAUUCCCUCGUUCCUUCUUCCACCUACUGGCGCCGUGUGACCCUGGUGUUGUGGUGCAGGAUUUAGUCUAUUUAGAUCCCUGUUCCUUCUUCUUCUUCUUCUUCUCCUUCUACAACAACAGCGACAACUACAACAACAAUAACGGUAGCAGCAGCAGCAGUAGCAACAUGAACAACAAAAAAAACUACUACUACUACUACAGCUACUACUACUACUACUACUACUACUACUAUUACGUACUGCCCCUCCUACAUAAAAAGACCUACUAUUACUAUCAUUACUAAUAGUAUUACCGGAACGACGAUAAAGCCCUUACUACUGUUACUACUACUACUACUACUACUACUACUACUACUGCUACUACUACUAUUAUGAGAAUGACAACAACGCCCUUACUACUACUACUACUACUACUACUACUACUACUACUACUACUACUACUACUACUACUACUACUACUCUUACUACUGCCACAAUCAAUACUCUAUAUACUACUCGACCACCACCACCACCACCACCACCACCACUACUACUACUACUACUACUGACAAAUGAUUCACAACACCAUUAAAUACAUAGUGAAUCAAUAGCGCACAAAAUUGACACUCGUGAAUCUGGCUGGGGUCUCGCAACUACAACUGAAUGUGCAACCGGUGCCUGAGGAAUACUGGUACUUGGUUGCUGGUGGAAGUGGUGAUGUAUCUUGUUGAGUUGGUUCAUGACUAUUGACAGACAUGGUACACUAACUUUUCUAGUAGUCUUCCACGUCUCUCCUUUCUUUCUUUCUUUCUUUCUUUCUUUCUCUCAAUUUUCUUCAGACAGAUUUUCUUUUUCUUUUAUUUUUCAGACAGACAUUUUUUUCCUUCUUUAAUUUUUCAGAUAUUUCUUUCCUCCCUUCAUUUUCAGACAGAUUUUCUUUCUCACUUCAUUUUCCAGACAGACUUUCUUUUUCAUUUCAUUUUUCAGGCAGAGUUUCUUUCUCCCUCCAUUUUCAGACUUUCUUCCUCCAUAUUUCAAACAGACUUUCUCUCUUCCUCUACUUCUCAGACUCCCCCUCCAUAUUAUUUACUGUAGGUGCCUUAUUACAUAGACCGGCAAUUAAAAAAUGAAAAAAAUAAACAAAUAAAUGAACAUAUUAUUCGA
Molecule: messenger RNA, 2315 nt
Organism: Scylla paramamosain (green mud crab)
Lineage: Eukaryota; Metazoa; Arthropoda; Malacostraca; Decapoda; Portunidae
Gene: Daao1
Product: D-amino-acid oxidase-like
Exons: 8
Coding region: 130-1170 (346 amino acids)
Biological process (GO): D-amino acid catabolic process
Cellular component (GO): cytoplasm
Molecular function (GO): D-amino-acid oxidase activity; FAD binding
Source: RefSeq, a predicted model, not a curated record